Molecule: messenger RNA, 1437 nt
Organism: Cladophialophora psammophila CBS 110553
Lineage: Eukaryota; Fungi; Ascomycota; Eurotiomycetes; Chaetothyriales; Herpotrichiellaceae
Exons: 2
Coding region: 1-1437 (478 amino acids)
Source: RefSeq, a predicted model, not a curated record
AUGAAUGUCUCACGCCCAUCAGAAACACAUAACCACACAAAUGGUGUAACAAAUGGCUCUAAUAGCGGUGCCUCUAAUGGCGUUGCCACUGGUACGACAAGCGAUCCCACUCCGGGCUUGAGAUAUGGCAUGUUUUCCAACUGGAAAACUCAUUCGUCGAAGAAGGACCAUCGUGAGGAAGCGUUGGAAGUGAUUCGAAAUGGAUUGCCCAAGAUGACCAGAGUCAAGGCUGUUCUCGGCCUGGAUAUCGGUUUGGACAGUGGUCCAAUCUAUAUCGACACACGGGAGGAGCCUCGCAUCCUGCAGACAUUUGACGGUGAACCUGAUUGCCGCGUAAAGAUUAAGCCGCAUUAUAUCACUGCCUUCGCUCAGGGUCAACUUGAACCACGGUAUGCUCUGUUCAAGGAUGGCUUCUUCGACGAAUCGACGCUGCCAAAAGGAGAUAUUAAGGUGGCCGUCAAAUUCGCUGACGCCCUUUGCCCCGUGGACCCAGCGAAUCCUGUACCGCCCAAGCCUGGCGCCAGGUUGCCGAUGCCAACAGAGGACAUCGACCAGGUUAGGCGCGACCUGAAGGAGUUCGGCUAUGGUUUGGUGAAAAAUGCCCUGACUGCAGAUCAAGUGCAAAUUUUGGCGGAAGCCAUUCGUCAACAGGGACGCGGAGAGAUUGAAGCCGGUGUUGCGGCCAGGGAUGGGGGCCCAAACGCCCCUAAUCAAAGGAUUUGGACGUUGAUCAAUAAAGGACAGGAGUUCCUUGAUUUGCUAGAGCAUCCUCUGAUCGAUGAAGUCAUUCCAGAAAACCUGGGCGAACACUUUCUGGUCCACAGCUACAGCGCCAAUAUUGCACGGCCAGGCAACGUACCGAUGAUGUUGCACACGGAUCAGGUUGGCAUCCAACCGCCUGUCCGGAGCGUGUUCUUUGGCAUCAAUAUCAUGUGGUUCCUGACAGAUGUCACGGCAGCGAACGGUGGAACUCGAGUGUUUCCUGGCAGUCACCUCGGUCCCAUUGCCCCAGACGAUCCUUUCAACAUAGACGGGACAGUUGCGGCGGAGGGACCGGCAGGUACAGCACUCGUCUUUGAAAGUCGACUCUGGCACGCCACAGGUCCAAACAAAAUGACGAGCGGGGAGCGGCCGGUGAUUCUCAUGUUUUUCAUGCGUUCGUUUAUAAGGCAACAAGAAAACAACUUCCUCUCAAUCAGGCCCGAAGUCGAAGCAAGUAUGUCGGAUCGAGUUCGAAGGAUGAUGGGGUGGUGUACAGAUGGGGCAUUUGGUGGCAUCGAGGGAGAAGUCAGAGAAGGACAUUUUGUCAAGAAGCUGGCGCAUCCGGUCGGACCUUUUAGGGACUCACAUCGAUACACGCCGUUCCGGAUGGAUAUGAGAGCCAAAGGUGCCAGUGGUGUCCGCACUGCCGAGCUAAUUGGAAACCAAGCAAUGUAG